This is a messenger RNA of Plasmodium inui San Antonio 1, 3402 nucleotides long. RefSeq lists its product as hypothetical. Gene Ontology annotation, molecular function: peptidyl-prolyl cis-trans isomerase activity; protein folding chaperone; ribosome binding. The record is from RefSeq and is a predicted model, not a curated record. The coding region runs from base 1 to 3402 and encodes 1133 amino acids. The transcript has a single exon. Lineage: Eukaryota; Apicomplexa; Aconoidasida; Haemosporida; Plasmodiidae. Gene Ontology annotation, biological process: protein transport; protein unfolding; 'de novo' cotranslational protein folding.
AUGGUUGCGAAACUGGGAGGCCCCCCCAAAGUGUUCCUCCUGGUAUGCUUCAUCCUCCAGCACAUUGACGCAAUUUUGCAGAUCAGUAGCCGCCACGCGAAUCAUGAAAAGGGAAGAAGUCAACUAAACGUAAGUUUCAAGGGGAGGCACGACAUCGUUACGGGGAAAAGAGGAGGCCGGUGCAGCGCGAGGGGACAAAAAUACGCAAAGGUUGGCACUCCAUCGAUGGGUCUGCUCUUUCUCAAGGAAAGAAGAAAAAGAGGUCGACAAGACACUUACGGUAGGGGGCACCCCUUAAAUGAGCGUGGGGGGUAUUUUCUACUCCACGUAAGCAGUUCUGUGUUGAUAAGGAAUUUCCUUUUUUUAAGUCCCCAAUUGGGGAAGCAAGAUGGGCACAGAACAAAGUGGCGUUUCUGCGCAGGGGAGCUAUGCGAGAAGAAGCGCAAGUUCGGAUGGAGGCUCGCGAUGGCGGAGGCGGCCAAAGAAGAUAUCCCCCCUGAGGAAGGUGUGCAGAGGGAGAUUCAUCAAAAUGGACAAGAUAUCAACAAAAACCUCAUCGCGGAGAUAGACAAAGAAGAGUCCUCUGAAGAAAGGGAAAAAAGAGAAAGGCUGACAGAACACAUAAGAAAAAAACUUCUAACCAUCGAAUAUAUCGACGAUGACAACGAACGGAGCGAAAUUCAGCUGAAGGUUCACAUCAAAGGCAGUUUGAGAGAACACUACUACGACAUGUGCGUAAAACAAUAUAGGCAAAACAAACUGAAGGAAAAUAAAUACGAAUACUCCUAUUUCAAAGACGUACCCAUUAACAACUUAAUUAAUUACAUUAAGAAAGAGGACUACCUAGAGAUCUUCCUCAAACAUGUGAAUGAUGACAUAAUUAAGGUUUAUGAAAAAAUGAAAAAACUACACUUGAUCGGAUCGCCAAAACUUAUGAACAAUAUUAACCACAUGAGGAUUAGCAAAUUUGACGAUAUAUCUCUAAUCUUCUCAGUGGAUAAAUUUCCAAAAAUAAAAUUUAACAAAUCGUUUGUAGGGUUACCGAUGAAGGUAGAAAUUCCUCCUUACGAAAAAGGCAGCACUUUUAAGGAAUUCUUAAAGGUCAUAAAAAAUGAGAAGGAAAAAGAAAAUGAAGUUAUAAUAAAUGUGGAUGAAAAUCAUAAGGUAGAUUGGAAUGACGAUGUUUAUGUUAAUGUGUGCAGGGGGUGGGUAUACAAUUCGAGUAACGAGUACCACAGUGAUAUGUGUACCGUUGAAGGGGGAGUGACAAACAAAUUGGAACCAAGUGGAGAGGAAAGUAGCCAAGAAAAAACCUCCGAUGAUGAUGCAGAACUGAAUGAAGCGUUGGAGAACCCAGACAGAAUUAAAGACCUCAUCGAUAUCGACAAAACGGAAGAUGAAUUUAUUAACAGUGAAGAAACGUGUGAUGAGAAAAAGGCAGAGGAAAUUACUCACCAAAAUGAUGAAAAAUUGUUUAAUGAUACAAGUAGGAAAGACAUGGAGGAGUGUAAAUACUAUGACGAAUUUUUUCAGAGCUCUAAAUUUACAAAAUACUUCAAAGAAGGGUAUCAACUGCCGACGGAUGUCAUUUCCAUGAAUGGUGAAGUCAUCACCGUGAAGGAGAAUUAUAACCCCUUGGGGGUUAACGAGUCUCUUAUCGGACUGUCCCGAAAUGAUAAAAAGAACAUAACCGCCUACCUCCCUGUGGAUCUGUUCAAGGCGCACUUUGACUCCUCCCCUCCUCUGGCGGAUCAAAAGAACUUCGAAGAAGCUCCCAACGUUAAGAACAUCGACAAGGAGAGCAUAACCAAAUUCAGGGAAGUCAUUUACACCGAAAUUAAGAAGCUCAAGAGCCGCAACUUUUUUCAGAAGCUGGAGGAUAUUAUGAAGGCCAACCAGGGAAAGUUCUUCGACCGGGAGGGAGGAAGCGGCCAGGCGACUAGCGGUGAGCAGGCUAGCGGUGAGAAGACUAGCGGUGAGCCCACUACUGCUGACUCCACUACUGCUUACUCCACUACCGCCGGACAUGCCCCCGGGCACUCCCCCGGGAUGAAGGACAUCGAAUUUAUCCUAAACGAUAACAGCCCUCUGUAUGAUGGAGAAGAGACGCAGGACGAGGAAGAAGAAGAAGAAGCGCGAUCGGAUUCGCAGACUCACCCGCUGCGGGACCAGCCCAGGGGAGACCAAUCAGACGAGGAGGAAGAAACCCAGUUCAACAGAAACUUCGAUAAGUACCUAUCAGAGCUGCUCAAAGAUGAUAUCAAUUCCCUGGACGAGAAACUAUACGGGAGAGGAGCAACUUCAAGGACGGAGGACAUUCUUCGAAACGUUUAUGACCCCAGUGAGUACGAGAAAUGUGAAGAAGGAAAUGCAAAAGGGAGAAUAGGAGAACAAUCGGAUGAUGAAGAGACUAUAAAUGAUUAUAUCCUUGGAAAGUGCGACUUAGUGAAAUGCAUAUUGGAGGUACACGUGUUGGACAUCAAGUCACGAAAAAGGAGUGAACAAGAUAUAAACGAUUAUGUGAAAAAGAGGUACAACAAAACGGUGGAGGAGCUUCAUGACGAAGUUGAAGAAAGAGCGAUGAAAGACAUACAAAACAAAUGUGUUGACCAGAGGAGAAUGGAAUCUUAUAAAAAAUUAAUGGAAAUCUCGUCGAUAAAUGUACCCACAACGUUGUUUCGCGCGCAAGGGAAAAUGCUAUACAGUAGUUAUUUGAAGAAAAAAAAAAUGCAAAGCAGCGAAAAUGAUAAAAAUGAUAAGAACGAAAAAGUGUUAAGUUUUGAAGAGUUCAUUAACAAAUCACAGAAAGAAAUUUAUGACCAAGUGAAAUUCUCCUUUAUUGUUAAGACAAUUUUCCAUAACGCCAAAUUAAAGGUAAAUUACGACGACGUAAUAAAGGACGUGUUAAAAACUCUACUUAAAACCCCAACAAAUAAUGUGAAGUCAUUAAUAAAGAAAAUUCAUACCAUUCACCAGGCGCAAUGCGUCCUCGAUUUUGUGUCCCUAAAUGGUGACAUUACCUUCGCGACGAAUAAUAACUCGUCUGUCAAUUUUUCCGUCACCAUGAAAAAGGGAUCGCACUACACAAAGGAGGAAUUCCUAAAUGCAGACGAGGCGUUGGAGGAUGCCCAGGCAGGUGCUCCCACGGGGGAGGUAUUCCCAUCGGAGAAAUCCCCCCUUUGUGGUGAAGGAAGGGACGGAAAAAAUGAGGACACCUCUGGAAAGAUACCAAAUAGUGGAAACGAAACGGGGAAACAGAAAAUUUUUAACUUUACGGACGAAUCCAAUUUCGUAGUGGAGAACAAGAAAGAAAAUAAUGAGCAAGUGGAGCUGGAAUAUUUUACCUUUAAAAAGGGUGCGAAUUAUACCAAAUAUUUUCAAGAAAAAUAUAAAAAAAAAUGA